Molecule: messenger RNA, 961 nt
Organism: Chaetomium fimeti
Lineage: Eukaryota; Fungi; Ascomycota; Sordariomycetes; Sordariales; Chaetomiaceae
Product: histidine phosphatase superfamily
Exons: 1
Coding region: 110-733 (207 amino acids)
Cellular component (GO): cytoplasm
Molecular function (GO): phosphatase activity
Source: RefSeq, a predicted model, not a curated record
AAUGUAUUGAAAUAACUUGGAAGGCAGUCCCCGGCGAAUCCCCGCCUUGCACUUUCCUGUUCCUGUUCCCGAACAACAGAGAGGAUUUAGAAGAAGCACAAGAGCAAAUAUGCCGUCGACCAUUUAUCUCGUCCGCCACGCCGAAUCGGUACACAAUGUUACCAAAGACUUCAACAUUCGCGACCCCGAACUUACCGACCUUGGAUUGACACAAGCAUCAGCCCUCGCCACCUCAUUUCCUGCCCUUUCAUCCGCUGCUGUCGUUCUCGCCUCGCCAAUGACGCGCGCCAUCCAGACCACCCUGGCCGCUUUCGGCGCCAUUAUCGAGGACGGCGUUGAACUUGUUCUCGAUCCGGAUCUGCAGGAGCGCAGCGACCUUCCUUGUGAUACCGGCUCCGACCUAGCGACUCUCGGGGAGAGGUUCGGGCAUUUGGGUGUCGGGUUUCAACGCUCUCUUGAGGAUCACUGGUAUGUCAAGGAGGGCCCGUACGCGGCUGAUGACGAAGCCGUCGCUGCACGCGCCAAAACCGUGAGGCGGAAACUGCAGGAAUUGGCCAAUCGACUGGCGGAGGAUGGCGUGCCUGAGACGAAGAGGGACAUCGUCGUGGUCACGCAUGGCGUGUUUAUGAAGUUUCUGGCAGAGGACAGCACCAUUGAUCUUCCCAAGGCAGGGUGGAAGGCUUAUACGGUUGAAGCUGAGGGUGCUGAACCAGCACUUAUUCCGGUUGAAUGAGAAUGGGUACCUAGCUAUCUCGCCUUCUCUGUCUGCUUGAAGAAAGCCACUCCUUCAUCGCCCUCUCUACUCUCCUCCCAUCAUUCCCAAUGCCCCUCUUUCAUCUCCUCGGAUCAAGCCCAGGACGUUUUCGAGUCGCUCGUUAUGGCGAGCGGUAGACUUGGCUGUUAGCUGCUGCCAAACCGCCCCAAACUGCAACACACACCAAACAUGUCAAGUCGAAAUGAG